Coregonus sp. 'balchen' is the source of this 19033-nucleotide messenger RNA. The record is from the annotation of a GenBank genome assembly. Lineage: Eukaryota; Metazoa; Chordata; Actinopteri; Salmoniformes; Salmonidae.
AAGGCAAUGUGGUUUUGAUGCUUGUCAUUCUCGCGAGAUACUAAGCGGAAGAUGGCAGAUGGUCUUUUCACCACUGAAAUAUAAUAAGAACGCUUUUCAAUCGGAAGGUUUCUAAUCUUGCUAGCUAACGUUAGCAAGCAAACUACCGCACUGCAAGAUGCAAUGGGGACAUUUUGAAACGAGUGUUAUCGAGGAUGUAGCCGAAUAAUUUGGUAUUUCCAUUCUUAAUCGAAUGUUAACAAUCGUGAGAGUAUAUUUUCCAUUUGUUUUGUUUUUACGUGUGUUGUUUCUGUUGUUGUAACACCGCACCCACAUCCAUUAUAUGCUACAAAAACUGCUAUCUAGGUUAGGUAAAUAGCUAGCUAGUAAGGUAGAUAUUGCAGCUGUCAUUGACAACCAGUCAACAUAAUACAAUAUUAAUCUUAGGUAGCUAGUAACGUUAAAUCAUGACCGGAGAAAAGAUUCGCACAUUGCGGAAAGACCAUAACAACAAGCCUAGUAAGGAUGGGGAUAUAACGUUAAUGGAAACAUAUGAUGAAUCUACAAAUGGGACAAUAACCUCUCCAACACCCAAUGGUACCACUAUCACGUACAAAUCAAACAAGAACCAUAACAAGACGGUGAAACCUAUGGUACUGCAGCAGCAGCUAUCGAAUAUCAAUGCAAACAACAUCAAUGCCAAUCAAUCAGUUGGCACCAUCAUCGAUGACUAUAACAAGAACCCCAUCAUUCUGACCAAUGGUAAUGAGGACUUGAAUUUGGAAAUUCCUGUUCACGAAUGCGUGUUCAGAGGAGAUGUGCGUCGCUUGUCCUCACUCAUUCGGACCCAGAACAUCUCCCAGAAAGAUGUGCAUGGUGAGUGUGCAUGGUAACCCAAACUUAGUACAUGGAAUUGAGUUAGGAAAUCACAUAGGUUAUCACUUCUACUUUUGCAUCCAUUACAUUUUAGUUGACAAUUUUGUGACCAACAUAGUCAGCACUUGCUUAACAAACCUGUGUUGAGUUAAACAAAAACAUUGUCCAUGUGCACCUGCACUAGCUGUGACAUCAAUAAUCUCAUAACUGGUCGAUUUCUCUCUUUCUAGGAAACACACCUCUUCACUUAGCUGUGAUGAUGGGUCACAAAGGUAAGGGCUUUGACUUCUGUGAUCAAGAAUAUCUGAUAUGGAGAAUAACAUACAUAGACUUAUUUGAACAGGACCGAGACAUGCAAACAACUGUUUCCCAUUGGGAGCAGACUGACUAGUACUUCUGUACUACUUUCCUCUAAACAUCUACAUGACACCAGAGUUUGACAGGAUUUUUUUGCUCAUACUCUCAUCUCUGGCCUAAUGCCGCAUUCAAAACAACUGGGAAUUUGGAAAUCUCCGACUUAAGUGUGUUCAAGACAACUGGGAACUAGGAAUAAAAAACAGCUCAGAUUGGGAAAAAUCUAUUCGAACGGUCAUCCAACUCAGAAUGAAGUCGGAAACUCUGGAAUCUUUCUAGAGCUCCAACCUGAAGAUCACUGAUGUCAUGAUUUGACCUAGUUUUUUUCUGAGUUCCCAGUUAGCUUGAAAGCACCAUAAGCCUAAGGCCAGGAAAUGACAUGGAAAAUGUGCCAUGUUGCAGGGCAUGAUGCCCCACAUCUGGCAUGUCACCAAGUCAUCCUACCUGCCAGGUUUUUUUUUUUUUUUUUUUUACAUAAUCAACAUUUUCUCCAGCUCUCCUCUAGUAAAUCCUCCAUGUGGGUUUCUUCUGGGAUAAAUUCCCUGUCUGUCCUGCUGUACUGAGCUCAUCCUGUCUGACCUCUGCAGAUUGCAGUGUUACAUAUUCUAGUAGUCUCAUAGUAGCAUGGCAGUCCCAUAUCGAACGCCCUUUGGGUCAGUAGACGUCUCGUUACUUGACGUGAUAUACUGUUAUCAUUAACUACAGUAUUGAGAAUUCACCAUCCAAGUACAAAGACCAUGGAGGUGGGUGAUUGGCUUAGACUUGAAAACAAAAACAAUUAAUUAAUCUAAAAGUAGCGUGUUGAUGUUUGAUAAAUUGUAAUGUUUGUGUGUGUUUUUUGUGCUGCAGAGUGUGCCCUCCUGCUCCUGGCGCAUAAUGCCCCUGUGAAGGUGAAGAAUGCCCAGGGCUGGAGCCCCCUGGCAGAGGCCAUCAGCUAUGGAGACCGACAGAUGAGUAAGGAUCUGGGGUAUUUUCUAUCUGAAGCAGUGUUUUCAACCUUUUUUAUACCGGGACUAUGAUCCCUCUCGUCAGGGACAGACAAACUAUGGUUUUAUACCGUAUUAUACACUGAACAAAAAUAUAAACGCAACAUGCAACAAUUAAAAAUAUUUGACUGAGUUACAUUUCAUAUAAGGAAAUCAGUCAAUUGAAAUAAAUUCAUUAGGCCCUAAUCUAUGGAUUUCACAUGAAUGGGAAUACAGAUAUGAAUAUGUUGGUCACAGAUACCUUAAUAAAAAAGGUAGGGGUGUGGCUCAGAAAACCAGUCAGGAUCUGGUGUGACCACCAUUUGCCUCAUGCAGCGCAACACAUCUUCUUCGCAUUGAGUUGAUCAGGCUGUUGAUUGUGGCCUGUGAAAUGUUGUCCCACUUCUCUUCAAUGGCUGUGCGAAAUUGCUGGAUAUUGGCGGGAACUGGAACAUGCUGUCAUACACGUCGAUCCAGAGCAUACCAAACAUGCUUAAUAGGUGACAUGUCUGGUGAGUAUGCAGGCCAUGGAUGGAAGAACUGGGACAUUUUCAGCUUCCAGGAAUUGUGUACAAAUCAUUGCGACAUGGGGCCGUGCAUUAUCAUGCUGAAACAUGAUGAGAUGGUGGCGGAUGAAUGGGCCUCAAGAUGUCGUUACGGUAUCUCUGUGCGUUCAAAUUGCCAUCAAUAAAAUGCAAUUGUGUUCGUUGUCCGUAGCUUAUUCCUGCCCAUACCAUAACCCCACCACCACCAUGGGGCACUCUAUUCACAAUGUUGACAUCAGCAAACCGCUCACCACACGACGCCAUACAUGCUGUCUACCAUUUGCCCGGUACAGUAGAAACCGGGAUUUAUCCGUGAAGAGCACACUUCUCCAGCAUGCCAGUUGCCAUUGAAGAUGAGCAUUUGCCCACUGAAGUCGGUUACGACGCCAAACUGCAGUCAGGUCAAGACCCUGGUGAGGAAGAAGAGCAGGCAGAUGAGCUUCCCUGAGACUGUUUCUGACAGUUUGUGCAGAAAUUCUUUGGUUGUGCAAACCCACAGCUUCAUCGGGUGGCUGGUCUCAGACGAUCCUGCAGGUGAAGAAGCCGGAUGUGAAGUCCUGGGCUGGCGUGGUUACACGUGGUCUGCGGUUGUGAGGUCGGUUGGACGUACUGCCAAAUUCUCUAAAACGACGUUGGAGGCGGCUUAUGGUUAAUUAACAUUAAAUUCUCUGGCAACCGCUCUGGUGGACAUUCCUGCAGUCAGCAUGCCAAUUGCACGCUCCUUCAAAACAUGAGACAUCUGUGGCAUUGUGUUGUGACAAAACUGCCUUUUAUUGUCCCCAGCACAAGGUGCACCUGUGUAAUGAUCAUGCUGUUUAAUCAGCUUCUUGAUAUGCCACACCUGUCAGGUGGAUGGAUUAAAUGCUCACUAACAGAGAUGUAAACACAUUUUUGCACAAUAUUUUUGAGAAAUAAGCUUUUUGUGCGUUUGAAAAAUGUCUAGGAUAUUUAAUUUCAGCUCAUGAAAACCGGGUCCUGUUAGGCUGUAGACUGACCGAUUGCUCUCUGAUGCUGUUGAGCAGUUGGGUUGUAGGCUGGCCCAGCUAGCCAGCCAAAGCCAUGCAGGGAGCAGGGGAUUUUCUCUGCACGCUCUGUCUGCUUCCAGACGUCCUGGAACCCAGCCUGGCCCAGGGCUUAGUGUGACUGAGGGGGCACUGAGCAGCUCUACAGCUGGCUGGCGCCCUGGCUCUCUGUCUGUUCACUUUAAUGCCCAUGCUUCUAAUGCAUUUAACACAGCACUGUAAACUAGAGGUCUUAAUAUAGGUUACAUUUUAUGUGUAUUGUUUAUGUGGAUUUGUUAGGAAUGCCAGUUAAGUGGAGUGUCCCUGUUUUUGUUUUUUUUUAAUGGUGGGAGUAGUGUAGAGGAUUGAAUGGGCUUUACUAGCUUGCUCAGUUUUUUCUGUUUAAUGCCUUGUUAGCGAAAGAAAAAUCAUAAGCUGCAUAAUAUGAAAUAAUAUUAUAAAUGGGCUAGUUUAUAAUAAAUCCAAAGCAAGUAAUUGUAAAUGUUAGGCAAAUCAUAUACCUCAAAAUAUAUUACCCAAAUAUACUGAAAAGAAAUGUACAAAUCUUUAUUUCCCUUCUAUUAAAUUCCCUGUUAAAUGUUGAGUGGGUUAGAGCUAUGACCCUGUCACCCCAGCAUGUAUUAGUAUGCGGCUCCAGUCCUGCAGUAGGGAUGCUUUGGCAGACUGGGGACAGAGGUCAGGGAUGUGAAGGUCAGAUCGCAGUGGGCGGGGAGGGGAGCGGAGGAGACAGUAGCUUGGCUCCAUCCACACAGUACAGCAAAGUCAGCCAAACUCUGACCAGUGUGACUGGGGCAGUACUAGUAGUGGUAAAAUGAAAAUAAGUUUAAAGAUUUACAGUGAGGGGAAAAAAGUAUUUGAUCACCUGCUGAUUUUGUAUGUUUGCCCACUGACAAAGAAAUGAUCAGUCUAUACUUUUAAUGGUAGGUUUAUUUGAACAGUGAGAGACAGAAUAACAACAACAAAAUCCUGAAAAACGCAUUUGUCAAAAAUGUUAUAAAUUGAUUUGCAUUUGAAUGAGGAAAAUAAGUAUUUGACCCCCUCUCAAUCAGAAAGAUUUCUGGCUCCCAGGUGUCUUUUAUACAGGUAACGAGCUGAGAUUAGGAGCACACUCUUAAAGGGAGUGCUCCUAAUCUCAGUUUGUUACCUGUAUAAAAGAUACCUGUCCACAGAAGCAAUCAAUCAAUCAGAUUCCAAACUCUCCACCAUGACCAAGACCAAAGAGCUCUCCAAGGAUGUCAGGGACAAGAUUGUAGACCUACACAAGGCUGGAAUGGGCUACAAGACCAUCGCCAAGCAGCUUGGUGAGAAGGUGACAACAGUUGGUGCGAUUAUUCGCAAAUGGAAGAAACACAAAAGACCUGUCAAUCUCCCUCAGCCUGGGGCUCCAUGCAAGAUCUCACCUCGUGGAGUUGCAAUGAUCAUGAGAAUGGUGAGGAAUCAGCCCAGAACUACACGGGAGGAUCUUGUCAAUGAUCUCAAGGCAGCUGGGACCAUAGUCACCAAGAAAACAAUUGUUAACACACUACGCCGUGAAGGACUGAAAUCCUGCAGCGCCCGCAAGGUCCCCCUGCUCAAGAAAGCACAUAUACAUGCCCGUCUGAAGUUUGCCAAUGAACAUCUGAAUGAUUCAGAGGAGAACUGGUUGAAAGUGUUGUGGUCAGAUGAGACCAAAAUUGAGCUCUUUGGCAUCAACUCAACUCGCCGUGUUUGGAGGAGGAGGAAUUCUGCCUAUGACCCCAAGAACACCAUCCCCACCGUCAAACAUGGAGGUGGAAACAUUAUGCUUUGGGGGUGUUUUUCUGCUAAGGGACAGGAAAACUUCACCGCAUCAAAGGGACGAUGGACGGGGCCAUGUACCGUCAAAUCUUGGGUGAGAACCUUCCCUCAGCCAGGGCAUUGAAAAUGGGUCGUGGAAGGGUAUUCCAGCAUGACAAUGACCCAAAACACACGGGAAGGCAACAAAGGAGUGGCUCAAGAAGAAGCACAUUAAGGUCCUGGAGUGGCCUAGCCAGUCUCCAGACCUUAAUCCCAUAGAAAAUCUGUGGAGGGAGCUGAAGGUUCGAGUUGCCAAAUGUCAGUCUCGAAACCUUAAUGACUUGGAGAAGAUCUGCAAAGAGGAGUGGGACAAAAUCCCUCCUGAGAUGUGUGCAAACCUGGUGGCCAACUACAAGAAACGUCUGACCUCUGAUUGCCAACAAGGGUUUUGCCACCAAGUACUAAGUCAUGUUUUGCAGAAGGGUCAAAUACUUAUUUUCCUCAUUAAAAUGCAAAUCAAUUCAUAACAUUUUUGACAAAUGCGUUUUUCAGGAUUUUGUUGUUGUUAUUCUGUCUCUCACUGUUCAAAUAAACCUACCAUUAAAAUUACAGACUGAUCAUGUCUUUGUCAGUGGGCAAACGUACAAAAUCAGGCAGGGGAUCAAAUACUUUUUUCCCUCACUGUAUUAGUCGUAUGUUUUGGGAUACGCAUGGUAUACAUCAUCCAACGAAAUGCUUACUUGCAGGUUCCUUCUCGACAAUCCAACAACAAUAAGAAAUGGUUAAAAAAAAGAGAGAAUACUAGGGCUUAUUAUAUUGAACAAAAAAUAUAAACGUAACAUGUAAUGUGUUGGUCCCAUGUUUCAUGAGCUGAAAUAAAAGAUCCCAGUAAUUUUCCCAUACGCACAAAAUGCUUAUUUCUCUCAAAUUUUGUUCACAUCCCUGUUAGUGAGCAUUUAUCCUUUGCUAAAAUAAUCAAUCCACCUGACAGGUGUGGCAUAUCAAGAAGCUGAUUAAACAGCAUGAUCUUUACACAGGUGCACCUUGUGCUGGGGACAAUAAAAGGCCACUCUAAAAUGUGCAGUUUUGUCACACAACACAAUGCCACAGAGCGUGCAAUUGGCAUGCUGACUGCAGGAAUGUCCACCAGAGCUGUUGCCAGAUAAUUUCAUGUUAAUUUUUCUACCAUAAGCCGCCUCCAACGUCGUUUUAGAGAAUAUGGCAGUAUGUCCAACCGGUCUCACAAACGCAGACCACGUGUAACCACGCCAGCCCAGGACCUCCACAUCCAGCUUCUUCACUUGCGGGAUCAUCUAAGACCAGCCACCUGGACAGCUGAUGAAUCUGAGUAUUUCUGUUUGUAAUAAAGCCCUUUGGUGGGGAAAAACAAAUGUUUAUUGGCUGGGCCUGGCACCCCAGUGGGUGGCCCUAAGCCCUCCCAGGCCCACCCAUGGCUGCACCGCUGCCCAGUCAUGUGAUAUCCAUAGAUUAGGGCCUAAUUUAUUUAUUUCCUUAUAUGAACUGUAACUCAGUAAAACCGUUGAAAUUGUUCCGUUUUUAUAUAUUUGUUCAGUAUAAGAGACAGAUGCAGAAAGAGAGAGGUGUCGUUCCACGAAAGGAGUCCCUUUUGGUUAGUGUAACUUGGUGGGAAAAAAAACGUUUUCUCACAUAAUUGUAACAUUCUGUCAUGAAGAGCACAUGUUCAACUUUCCCAUCUCAAGAGGUUACAGAAAACAUGACUAUAGUAAGUGUCUAUUAAGUGCCAAAUAAAGUAACAGGGUUGACUGUAACAGGGUUGAAGAUUUAAUCUUAAAUCAGCCAUCAAUCCCCUUGUGACAGGAGGAAUGGAAGCUUGUUGUGUGCAACAGGUAGUAUCAGGCAAAAACCCAUCGGAUUACUGUUACAGUAAAUCACUUGGUUGAAUGAUUUAUCACUCUGUCAUUGACUGGCUGGGUAUCUCCUUUUUCUUCUCUGGCUCACAACUCUCACUGUCAUUGAUGCGUGGGUUUACAAAGCUCAUCUUCUUUUAGGUUUAGUGUUGUGUAACGCUUUUGAAAGUUGCUUUUUGCAAGAUCAUCUGCCAGUGUAAUCCCUUCUGCUGUGUGUGUGGUCUCAGGGUAGAAACUUGCACAUAUAGAAUAUCUAGGCUAUGGAAUAUAUUGGCUAUGUCUUGUAUGGUGUUGUAUAUCAGUACCUUGCUAUGGCUUUGUUGUGAUCUCCCUCUUCUCCCAUCCUCAGUCACAGCCAUACUGCGGAAGCUGAAGCAGCAGUCCAGAGAGAGUGUGGCGGACAAGAGGCCCAAGCUGCUGAGAGCGCUGAAGGAGGUGAGGCUUUGACAGCCAACUGGGCUAGCCUACUACAGCAUCCGGUUAUACAUAGGAUCUGUGCACUCCAUACAUUAUGUCAAAGUACUUGAGCUGCACUUAAUUUAGUUUUGCCGGUACAGUGGAAUAAAUUCAAUAUUUCCAAAAGUGUCUGAACCUAUUUGACAUACAGUGAGGUUAGAAAUUAUUGACCCCCUUGAUAAAGAUGAGCAAUAAUGACUGUAUAAAAUAAAUAAUACAAAUACUGAGAUAUAUUGUAUGCUCCAAACAAUUGGGAAAUUAUAUUAUUUUAUACUAAUACAAUUGCGCAGAGAAAGAGAUUUUGCUUAACAAGUAAUACUUUUUUUCUCAAAGUUUGUAGUCACAAGCUUGAUCUAGACAUCGUGUGCUAGGAAUAUGGGACCAAAUACUAAACUUUUGACAACUUCAUUUAUAAGAAUCUUUAAGGCUGUCAAUAAUUUGGACCCCUACCUUUUUGAGGUAAGAAAUAUUACUUGUUAAACAAAAUCUCUUUCUCUCAGCAAUUUAAUUAGUAUAAAAGAAUAUCAUUUCAGUUUUUUUUGUUGCAUACAGUAUAUCUCAGUAUUUGAAUUUAUUUAUUUUAUAAACUCAUUAUUGCUCAUCUUUAUCAAGGGUGUCAAUAAUUUCGGACCCCACUGUAUGUUUGAUCCGUACCUAGUAGUAGUAUCAGUUCACUACCACUAUCUGUCCAUACCUUUCUUUACCCUUUCUCUCCAACCUCAGCAUCUGUCCAAAAUAACAGCACCUACUUCUCACCAAAAUAAAUGUGUCCCCUUUUUUAAAUGUUUUUAACAAUUUACAGCUAUAAAGGAACAUUGUGCAUUUUGUUUGAUAGUGUGUGGCUUGCAUGACAAGAUAAUAAUGUACAAAGUUUGCAAAAAAAAUCUUCAUAGCUUGGUGACUUCUACUUGGAGCUUCACUGGGACUUUCAAAGUUGGGGUGAGUCGACGCUACAUGAUAUGCAAUACAUUAAAAUAACAAGCUGCAUCGAGCCUACAUCUCCUUUCACACGCUCUCUAUUCAUUGUUAUUCUUAGUGGAGGACACCUUAACCAAGUAGUUUCAUUCUCCAAUCUAAUUAGUCUGUUCUGUUCCCAUUCUAUCCUGGCUGUGAGUGUGGUGUGUUAAUUGCUUAGAGGGUUUGUGGCGCUGUCCCGGCUAAGGGAUUUGUUAAAGGGAUAGUUUGGGAUUUUGUUUUUUAAUGUCUCUGCGUCCAUUAUGAAAGAAGUUAGAGGUAGUUUUACGAGCCAAUGCUAACUGGCAUUAGCGCUAGCUUAGCACAAGGGACCCCCCCUGCUGAUCCCUCAGGACGUGCCCCACACUUAGCGCAAAGACUGGAAGUAAAGCUGUACCCAAAGACUUCCAGUCUUUGCCCUAAGCUAGUUAUCAUUGGCUCGCGGAACUACCUCUAACUUCCUUCAUACUGGACGCAGAGACAUAACAAUUGUAUCCAUGAGUUCAUCUGACUUUGGGGAAGUAGAUAACUAUCCCUUUUAAAACCAUGCAGGGCCUAGCCACGGCCAUGUUAAUUUAUAUACCACAUAUUGAUACCACAUAUUAUCUAUGCAGUUUAUCUUAAUUAAUCUUAUCCGUCAACUACUGUGGAUCAUUACAUUAUCUUUCUCCUGUCUCAUAGUGCCCUUGCUCUCCCGGAUUCUGCCAUCUGAUAACUGCAAGAUCUACAAGCAGGGGCUCAACAUCAGGUAUGGAAUCAAAUACACGUCUGACACAGACGCCAGCUACAAGUUGUGAGGAUUAUAGCUGGUGUGUGCAACCACUCAUCUCCCAGAGUUAACCCAUUACUCUUUAUCCCUCUCCUUCUCUCUCCCCUCUCUCUCUUCUCCUUUGACAGACUGGACACCACUCUGAUAGACUUCUCAGAUAUGAAGUGUCAGAGAGGAGACCUCAGCUUCAUCUUCAACGGAGACGCUCCGUCCUCUAAGUCCUUCUAUGUCCUGGACAACGAGCAGAAGGUGUACCAGCGGAUACACCACGAGGUGAGCUAUAUGGUCUGGUACCAUGUCCUCCAAGCCAAUCAACCUCACACAAAUGUUUGUAUUGCCCUGGCAAAGGUUGAUUGAAAGCUCAGCUAUUGUCACAAUAGAUCCCAAAAAAAAUCUGGAAUCUAAAGUGUGUAGAAGUUCUCCUUUCACCAUGUCACCCAUAAAGAUGGGACCUAUUGAUUUCUGUGAUGUCAUUAUGAUGGUGAUGAUGAUCAUGAGAAUUCACUGAUGUGUCCCUGCAGGAGUCUGAGAUGGAGACUGAGGAGGAGGUGGACAUCCUGAUGAGCAGCGACGUUUAUUCUGCCACCCUGUCCACCAAGUCCAUCACUUUCUCCCGCAGUCAGAUCGGCUGGCUCUUCAGAGAGGACAAGACCGUAAGCACCCUUCCCAGUCCUGGGUCCUGUUCAGUGGAAUAUAGAGGGAAUAAUACAGUUGAUCUCUGAUCAUAAGCUGUGUACUGUAUAGGGAAUAGGGUGUCAUUUAUAACGCAGCCACCAGAGUUUAUUAAACAUCUGGCUUGUGUCUGUCUCUGCAGGAGAGGGUUGGUAACUUCCUGGCUGACUUCUACUCUGUGAAUGGCCUGGUGCUGGAGUCCAGGAAGCGCCGCGAGCAUCUGAGUGAGGAGGACAUCCUGAGGAACAAGGCCAUCAUGGAGAGCCUGAGCAAAGGAGGGAACCUGGUGGAGCAGAACUAUGAGGUGAGGGAGGGACUUGGAUGGAGGGAGGGAGGCUUUGGGUCUUUAGUCUCUUCUUCAGGAGUAGGUGUGGUUUUGGUACACAUAAUCCCGCGACACAGUUGGCAUCAGUUGCUGGGAUUGCCAGUCUCUGUCCAGUGAUCCUGCCGACCAAGGACGGGUCUGAGGAACUAUUUGGCGUUGCAGCUAGCCUAGCUGCUAGCUAUUAUCAGGUUAUUAAUCAACCUACCAGGGAGUUUACAAACACUACAGGAACAAGAUCAUCCACAUGUAUCGAUCACAAUUUUACUAAUACUGUAGAACUUUUUGUUGUUAUCCAUCCUCCCCUCAAUACGGUGCAGUCGUCCUGUCCCCUUUGCAGAAAAGCAUCCCCAAAGAAUGAUGUUUCCACCUCCAUGCUUCACGGUUGGGAUGGUGUUCUUGGUGUUGUACUCAUCCUUCUUCUUCCUCCAAACAUGGCGAGUGGAGUUUAGACCAAAAAGCUCUAUUUUUGUCUCAUCAGACCACAUGACCUUCUCCCAUUCCUCCUCUGGAUCAUCCAGAUGGUCAUUGGCAAACUUCAGACGGGCCUGGACAUGCGCUGGCUUGAGCAGGGGGACCUUGCGUGCACUGCAGGAUUUUAAUCAAUGAUGGCAUAGUGUGUUACUAAUGGUUUUCUUUGAGACUGUGGUCCCAGCUCUCUUCAGGUCAUUGACCAGGUCCUGCCGUGUAGUUCUGGGCUGAUCCCUCACCUUCCUCAUGAUCAUUGAUGCCCCACGAGGUGAGAUCUUGCAUGGAGCCCCAGACCGAGGGUGAUUGACCAUCAUCUUGAACUUCUUCCAUUUUCGAAUAAUUGCGCCAACAGUUGUUGCCUUCUCACCAAGCUGCUUGCCUAUUGUCCUGUAGCCCAUCCCAGCCUUGUGCAGGUCUACAAUUUUAUCCCAGAUGUCCUUACACAGCUCUGUGGUCUUGGCCAUUGUGGAGAGGUUGGAGUCUCUUUGAUUGAGUGUGUGGACAGGUGUCUUUUAUACAGGUAACGAGUUCAAAUAGGUGCAGUUAAUACAGCUAAUGAGUGGAGAACAGGAGGGCUUCUUAAAGAAAAACUAACAGGUCUGUGAGAGCCGGAAUUCUUACUGGUUGGUAGGUGAUCAAAUACUUAUGUCAUGCAAUAAAAUGCAAAUUAAUUACUUAAAAAUCAUACAAUGUGAUUUUCUGGAUUUUUGUUUUAGAUUCUGUCUCUCAAAGUUGAAGUGUACCUAUGAUAAAAAUUACAGACCUCUACAUGCUUUGUAAGUAGGAAAACCUGCAAAAUCGGCAGUGUAUCAAAUACUUGUUCUCCCCACUGUAUGUGCUUUCUUGAGCAGGGGGACCUUGCGGGCGCUGCAGGAUUUCAGUCCUUCACGGCGUAGUGUGUUACCAAUUGUUUUCUUGGUGACUAUGGUCCCAGCUGCCUUGAGAUCAUUGACAAGAUCCUCCCGUGUAGUUCUGGGCUGAUUCCUCACCGUUCUCAUGAUCAUUGCAACUCCACGAGGUGAGAUCUUGCAUGGAGCCCCAGGCCGAGGGAGAUUGACAGUUAUUUUGUGUUUCUUCCAUUUGCGAAUAAUCGCACCGUUGUCACCUUCUCACCAAGCUGCUUGGCGAUGGUCUUGUAGCCCAUUCCAGCCUUGUGUAGGUCUACAAUCUUGUCCCUGACAUCCUUGGAUAGCUCUUUGGUCUUGGCCAUGGUGGAGAGUUUGGAAUCUGAUUGAUUGAUUGCUUCUGUGGACAGGUAUCUUUUAUACAGGUAACAAGCUGAGAUUAGGAGCACUCCCUUUAAGAGUGUGCUCCUAAUCUCAGCUCGUUACCUGUAUAAAAGACACCUGGGAGCCAGAAAUCUUUCUGAUUGAGAGGGGGUCAAAUACUUAUUUCCCUCAUUAAAAUGCAAAUCAAUUUAUAACAUUUUUGACAUGCGUUUUCUGGAAUUUUCUGUUGUUAUUCAGUCUCUCACUGUUCAAAUAAACCUACCAUUAAAAUUAUAGACUGAUCAUUUCUUUGUCAGUGGGCAAACGUACAAAAUCAGCAGGGGAUCAAAUACUUUUUUCCCUAACUGUAAAGAAUGAUGGAAAAAAACUUUGGAGUACUUUAAAUGAAAUUAUGAGUAGAAAGACAAAUUCAACUCCAUCUUUCAUCAAAUCAGAUGGCUUAUUCAUCACAAAACCAUUUGAUGUUGACAAUUAUUUUAAUGAUUACUUAAUUGGCAAAGUGGGCAAACUUAGGCAGGAAAUGCCAACAAUGAACACUGAGCCAUCGUAUUCAUGCAUAAAAAAACAAAUAAUGGAGAAAAAAAAGCAUUGCAAGUUUGAAUUUUGUAAAGUUAGUGUGGGAGAGGUGGAACAAUUAUUGUUAUCAAACCUCCUGGCAUUGACAACUUAGAUGGAAAGCUACUGAGGUGACUCUAUAGCCACUCCUAUCUGUCAUAUCUUUAAUCUGAGCCUAGAGGAAAGUCUUUGUCCUCAGGACUGGAGGGAAGCCAAAGUAAUUCCGCUACCCAAGAAUGGUAAAGUGACCUUUACUGGUUCUAACAGUAGACCUAUAAGCUUGCUGCCAGCUCUUAGCAAACAGUUGGAAAAAAUGGUGUUUGACCAAAUACAAUGCUAUUUCUCUGUAAACAAAUUAACAACAGACUUUCAGCAUGCUUAUAGAGAAGGGCACUCAACAUGUACUGCACUGACACAAAUUACUGAUGAUUGGUUGAAAGAAAUUGAUAAUAAGAAGAUUGUGGGAGCUGCACUGUUCAGUGCAGCCUUUUAUAUUAUUGACCAUAACCUGUUGUUGAAAAAACAUACACUACCGUUCAAAAGUUUGGGGUCACUUAGAAAUGUCCUUGUUUUCGAAAGAAAAGCAAUUUUUUUGUCCAUUAAAAUAACAUCAAAUUGAUCAGAAAUGCAGUGUAGACAUUGUUAAUGUUGUAAAUGGCUAUUGUAGCUUGAACCGGCUGAUCUUUAAUGGAAUAUCUACAUAGGCGUACAGAGGCCCAUUAUCAGCAACCAUCAGUCCUGUGUUCCAAUGGCACGUUGUGUUUGCUAAUCCAAGUUGAUCAUUUUAAAAGGAUAAUUGAUAAUCAGAAAACCCUUUUGCAAUUAUGUUAGCACAGCUGAAAACUGUUGUGCUGAUUUAAAGAAGCAAUAAAACGGGCCUUCUUGAGGCUAGUUGAGUAUCUGGAGCAUCAGCAAUUGUGGGUUCGAUUACAGGAUCAAGAAUGACCAGAAACAAAUAACUUUCUUCUGAAACUCAACAGUCUAUUCUUGUUCUGAGAAAGGAGGCUAUUCCAUGCGAGAAAUUGCCAAGAAACUGAAGAUCUCAUAGAACGCUGUGUACUACUCCCUUCACAGAACAGCGCAAACUGGCUCUAACCAGAAUAGAAAGAGGAGUGGGAGGCCCCGGUGCACAACUGAGCAAGAGGACAAAUACAUUAGAGUGUCUAGUUUGAAAAACAGGCACCUCACAGGUCCUCAACUGGCAGCUUCAUUAAAUAGUACCUGCAAAACACCAGUCUCAACGUCAACAGUGAAGAGACAACUCCGGGAUUCUGACCUUCUAGGCAGAGCUGCAAAGAAAAAGCCAUAUCUCAGACUGCCCAUCUUAAUCUUUUAUUUUCAUUGGCCAAUCUGAGAUAUGGCUUUUUCUUUGCAACUCUGCCUAGAAGGUCAGCAUCCCGGAGUCGUCUCUUCACUGUUGAUGUUGAGACUGGUGUUUUGCAGGUACUACUACAAACUUUUGAACGGUAGUGUAUGUGUUAUGGCUUUUCAACCUCUGCCAUAUCGUGUAUUCAGAGCUAUCUAUCUAAUUGAACUCAAAUAGUUUUCUUUAAUGGAAGCUUCUCGAAUGUCAAACAUGUAAAAUGUGGUGUACCACAGGGCAACUCUCUAGGCCCACUACUCUUUUCUAUUUUUACCAAUGACCUGCCACUGGCAUUAAACAAAGCAUGUGUGUCCAUGUAUGCUGAUGAUUCAACCAUAUACGCAUCAGCAACCACAGUUAAUGAAGUCACCGAAACCCUUAACAAAGAGUUGCAGUCUGUUUUGGAGUGGGUGUCCACUAAUAAACUGGUGCUGAACAUCUCUAAAACUAAGAGCAUUGUAUUUGGUACAAAUCAUUCCCUAAGUUCUAGACCUCAGCUGAAUCUGGUAAUGAAUGCUGUGGCUGUUGAACAAGUUGAGGAGACUAAAUUACUUGGCAUUACCUUAGAUUGUAAACUAUCAUGGUCAAAACAUAUAGAUUCAAUGGUUGUAAAGAUGGGGAGAGGUCUGUCCAUAAUAAAGAGAUGCUCUGCUUUUUUGACACCACACUCCAAAAAGCAAGUUCUGCAGGCUCUAGUUUAGUCUAAUCUUGAUUAUUGUCCAGUCGUGUGGUCCAGUGCUGCAAGGAAAGACCUAGUUAAACUGCAGCUGGCCCAAAACAGAGCGGCACAUCUUGCUCUUCAUUGUAAUCAGAGGUUUGAUAUAAAUACUAUGCAUGCCAGUCUCUCUUGGCUAAGAGUUGAGGAGAGACUGACUGCAUCACUUCUUCUUUUUAUAAGAAACAUGAAUGUGUUGAAAAUCCCAAAUUGUUUGCAUAGUCAAAUUACACACAGCUCUGACACACACACUUACCCCACCAGACAUGCCACCAGGGGUCUUUUCACAGUCCCCAAAUCCAGAACAAAUUCAAGAUGUUCUGUAUUAUGUCAUGUUUCAUGUUUUGUGUGGACCCCAGGAAGAGUAGCUGCUGCUUUUGCAACAGCUAAUGGGGAUCCUAAUAAAAUACCAAAUACCAAAUAAUAUGGAUAUGUGGUUAUGAUGCAUAAAAGAAAGCCUACAUGUGAUCUUCUUCCUCUCUGUCUUUCCCUCAGCCUCAGAGAAGGCUGUCCCUCACGGCUCCAGACCCCAACACUAUCUCCUGGGAGGAGUACAUCUCUGCAGAGCACGGAAAGUAAGCCCUGCUUUAUUCCUUUUAGGAAAGGUCACAGAUGACGCUAAUGUACGGAUUAAUUUCAAACCACUGUUUAUUAUUGAGUUAUUGAUAAGUUAUUUAAUUGAAGAUCGUUACCUCCAAACGUAUACGCCAAUGAUGCUGACUUAGUGGAUAAGUGUGUGUGUGUGUUCAUCCCCAGGGCACCUCAUCUUGGGAGAGAGCUUGUGUGUAAGGAGAGCAAGAAGAACUUCAAAGCGACUGUAGCCAUGAGCCAGGAUUUCCCUCUGGGCAUUGAGUCGUGAGUAGAAUCCCUCCUCUUAUUGGCUAGUAAUCUCUCAUCAGUCUCACCACUGACUGCAGUGCUAUUGGAAGCGUCCAUGUAUUUAUCAUUAUUGUGCACACAGGUUCUGAUUUAAAUGUAGAUACAUUUUAAGUUUGAUUGAAUAGGAUCUAAGCUAGUAAUGUACUGUUAGAAAAAUGUAUACAUAAAUUGAAAAUAAGGGUUUGGCACUGACCCUUUUUUCUGUCAUUUUCCAGGUUACUGAAUGUGUUGGAGGUCAUAGCCCCAUUCAAGCAUUUCAACAAACUCAGAGAAUUUGUUCAAAUGAAGCUUCCUCCUGGGUUUCCAGUCAAGCUUGGUAUGAAUCUAUUGUACACUGAAAUAUGUACGAAACAUGCAAUAAUUUCAAAUAUUUUACUGAGUUACAGUUCAUAUAAGGAAAUCAGUCAAUUGAAAUAAAUUCAUUAGGCAUUCGGAAAGUAUUCAAACCCCUUGACUUUUUCCACAUUUUGUUACGUUACAGCAUUAUUCUAAAAUGGAUAAAAUUAUAUAUAUAUAUAUAUAUCUACACACAAUAAUAACAAAGUGAAAACAGGUUUUUAGAAAUGUUUGUAAAUUUAUAAAAAACUAAAACACCUUAUUUACAUAAGUAUUCAGAACCUUUGCUAUGAGUCUCUAAAUUAAUAUAAUAAUAUAUAAUAAUAAUAUGACAUUUAGCAGACGCUUUUAUCCAAAGCGACUUACAGUCAUGUGUGCAUACAAUUUUACGUAUGGGUGGUCCCGGGGAUCGAACCCACUACCCUGGCGUUACAAGCGCCAUGCUCUACCAAUUGAGCUACAGAGGACCACAAAAUUGAGCUCAGGUGCAUCCUGUUUCCAUUGAUCAUCCUUGAGAUGUUUCUACAACUUCAUUGGAGUCCACCUGUGGUAAAGUCAAUUGAUUGGACAUAAUUAGGAAAGGCACACACCUGUCUAUAUAAGGUCCCACAGUUGACAGUGCAUGUCAGAGCAAAAAAAAGCCACGAGGUCGAAGGAAUUGUCCGUAGAGCUCCGAGACAGGAUUGUGUCGAGGCACAGAUCUGGGGAAGGGUACCAAAAAAUUUCUACAGCAUCGAAGGUCCCCAAGAACACAGUGGCCUCCAUCAUUCUUAAAUUGAAGAAGUUUGGAACCAACAAGACUCUUCCUAGAGCAGGCCGCCCGGUCAAACUGAGCAAUCAGGGGAGAAGGGCCUUGGUCAGGGAGGUGACCAAGAACCCGAUGGUCACUCUGACAGAGCUCCAGAGUUCCUCUGUGGAGAUGGGAGAACCUUACAGAAGGACAACCAAGUCUGCCGCACUCCACCAAUCAGGCCUUUAUGGUAGAGUGGCCAGACGGAAGCCACUCCUCAGUAAAAGGCACAUUGUAGCCCGCUUGGAGUUUGCCAAAAGGCACCUAAAGGACUCUCAGGCCAUGAGAAACAAGAUUCUUUGGUCUGAUGAAACCAAGAUUGAACUCUUUGGCCUGAAUGCCAAGCAUCACGUCUGGAGGAAACCUGGCACCAUCCCUACGGUGAAGCAUGGUGGUGGCAGCGUCAUGCUGUGGGGAUGUUUUUCAGCGGCAGGGACUGGGAGACUAGUCAGGAUCGAGGGAAAGAUGAAUGGAGCAAAGUACAGAGAGAUCCUUGAUGAAAACCUGCUCCAGAGUGCUUAGGACCUCAGACUGGGGCGAAGGUUCACCUUCCAACAGGACAAAGACCCUAAGCACACAGCCAAGACAAUGCAGGAGUGGCUUCGGAUCAAGUCUCUGAAUGUCCUUGAGUGGCCCAGCCAGAGCCGCGACUUGAACCCGAUCGAACAUCUCUGGAGAAACCUGAAAAUAGCUGUGCAGCGACGCUCCCCAUCCAACCUGACAGAGCUUGAGGCUCUGCAGAGAAGAAUGGAAGAAACUCCCCAAAUACAGGUGUGCCAAUCGUCAUACCCAAGAAGACUCGAGGGUGUAAUCGCUGCCAAAGGUGCUUUAACAAAGUACUGUGUAAAGGGUCUGAAUACUUAUGUAAAUGUGAUAUUUCCGUUAUUAUUUUUUUACAAAUUUGCAAACAUUUCUAUAAACCUGUUUUUGCUUUGUCAUUAUGGGGUAUUGUGCGUCGAUUGAUGAUGAUGAUUAUUUUUUUUAAUCCAUUUUAGAAUAAGGCUGAAACGUAACAAAAUGUGGAAAAAGUCAAGGGGUGUGGCUGAUUUUAUUUCUAAGUAAAAAAUAAAGUGAAAUUAUUAAGAAACUGACAAAUAUUAAACGCUGGAAACAACCCCUCCUAUUUCUGUGUUCCAGACAUCCCUGUGUUCCCCACUAUCACAGCGACGGUCACCUUCCAAGAGUUCCGCUACGAUGACUUUGAGGAGUCCUUCUUCUCCAUCCCAGCAAACUACAAGGAGGACCCCAGUCGAUUCCCUGACCUCUGACCUGGUUGUCAUAGCAACCAGAGGUGCCCCCGCCCGCUUGGAAGCUGAUAGAGAAACAACCUCUACCUACCUACAUUAUUAAAAGGAAAAUAACCAACUGAAGACAGUUGAGAAGAAAUUAGAGGAUGCCAUCUUAUUGUUUGAUGUCUGUCUGUGUGUUCUGAUGAAAAAAGGGAAUUAUCUCUUGGCCAUGAUUGUGUUCAAUAUUUAGAUAUUUCUUUAUAGCAAUCCAAUGCAAACAGGACUUGUAUUGCACCACAACCAUGUUCAGAUGUGUAGCAAUAACAGCACAAGGUCCCCCAAAAAUAUUUGAUGUCAUCUGCUUAACAAAUUAAUUUACCUACUACAUGAUCACUGCUCUGUGCUGCAACCAGCUCCUGUGAAAGGUUAUGGAGUUGACUGUGACAUCUUCAGCGUGCACUUCUCCAGGCUUAGCACUCACUGAAUCUAGCAUCUGCCCUUUGGAGACUGCCCUUUUCUCAUAAACUAUGGUAUAAAUUAAGUGUUAGAAAUAUAGAGAUGUCAUAACUGAACUGAGCAUAACUUUUUCAUGUUUAAAUGAUGAACCUAAUGUACAUCAUAUAGGCCUAGUCAAAAGGGGCAACACUGUGUAGCAAUACAUUUCCAGUACAUAAGGAUGUUUUUUUUUUUUUUACCUGCUGAGAGAACGUAUGGCGUAAAACGGCAUUCUUACACAGAUCAAUACCCAAGCCUUUCUCUCUCUCGCUCUCUCAGGAUGCAAACUCCUGUAUUUUCAGGUUAGCUCAUCUAUCUUACCUCCUGGCUAUCACCGUCUGUUUCAAGUGAUUGUGUGAAUUUGGGGCUCUAUUCAGUCUGUAGCGCUGAAGAUCCGCUUUAUAGUGCGAUUG